This is a messenger RNA of Leptosomus discolor (cuckoo roller), 691 nucleotides long. Lineage: Eukaryota; Metazoa; Chordata; Aves; Leptosomiformes; Leptosomidae. The record is from RefSeq and is a predicted model, not a curated record.
AUUAUGUCCUAUAACGGCGGGGCCGUCAUGGCCCUGAAGGGGGAGAACUGCGUGGCCAUUGCCGCGGACCGGCGGUUUGGGAUUCAAGCGCAGAUGGUGACCACUGACUUCCAGAAGAUUUUCCCUAUGGGAGAAAGACUCUAUAUCGGAUUGGCAGGACUGGCCACGGACGUGCAGACGGUUGCCCAGAGACUGAAGUUCAGGCUGAACCUCUACGAGCUGAAGGAAGGCAGGCAGAUCAAACCUCAGACUUUUAUGAGCAUGGUUUCCAAUCUGCUCUAUGAGAGACGGUUUGGACCUUACUACACAGAGCCGGUCAUUGCCGGGCUGGACCCCGUAACACACGAACCUUUCAUCUGCUCUCUAGACCUGAUCGGCUGCCCGAUGAUCACCGAUGACUUCGUGGUCAGCGGCACCUGCUCCGAGCAGAUGUACGGCAUGUGCGAGUCCCUCUGGGAGCCCGACAUGGAACCCGAUCACCUCUUCGAAACCAUCUCGCAGGCCAUGUUGAACGCAGUGGACAGAGAUGCCAUAUCUGGAAUGGGCGUGGUGGUACACAUAAUUGAAAAAGACAAGAUCACCACCAGGACCCUGAAAGCUCGCAUGGACUAGCCCAGCACAGCUGCUCACGUGUUUCGCACCCCAGUCUGCUUGGAACUCUUUUUUUAAAAUAAAACUCUACUGUAGUGAA